Molecule: messenger RNA, 597 nt
Organism: Saccoglossus kowalevskii
Lineage: Eukaryota; Metazoa; Hemichordata; Enteropneusta; Harrimaniidae
Source: RefSeq, a predicted model, not a curated record
AUGGCGGCAAAUUUUAAUCUGAUGUUGUCGACGAAAAUUGCCCUAUCAAAGAAGAAUAUUUGCAAAAAAGGAGGCACUCCCAUUACAUUUCUAAAGCCGAAGCAAGCUAGAUGCAUGAAGGAAUUGUUUAGUGGAAGAUAUGUCAUUGGUGUUCUUCCCACUGGUUAUGGAAAAUCGCUGAUUUUCGAGCUUCUGCCAUAUGUGUACGAAGCACUUGAGCUUGCAAAGCUUCAAAAGUUGGCAGGGCAUUUCAAAUAUUUUCUUGGACAUCCAGAGCAUAUUAUUAAAAAAGAAGUGUUAGAUAUUUUUGGUAGUGAUGGGUGGCAAAAGAAGAACAUAUUUAUAGUUAUAGAUGAAGCACAUUGCAUUGUUAAGUGGGGACCAGAUUUCCGCCCAGCCUUCCAAGAAUUAUGUCGUUUAAAGUCAGUCUUCCCCAAGGCAGUACAAUUAGCCAUUACAGCCACUGCUACAAUAGAUCUACAACAAACUGAGCUUUCCAGAGCCCCAAACAUGAAAAAUGCUAUGGUCAUCACAUCACCUGUGGACAGACCAAAUAUAAAAUUAGCAGUCAGGACAAGACUACCUUCAACUGGGUAA